AUGCGUAUGAAGUUGGGUAACGAGCCCACGGUGGGUGCCUCAUUGGACUUGCCACGCCUGCCUUUAUCGAGCCCGCGGAACGUGCCGUUCCGCGAGGGCGACAAAGUUCACCUCGAGACCUUCCUCACUUGGCUCUUUCCGGAGGAUGUGCACGGCACCGGCGCGUUGCUGGAGGGGCUGUACAAGGGCCAUCUCACCCUGGAGGACACCUGGUGUCAGGCCAGCUUCAUGAUGCAGCUGGAUGAACUCCUGAAAGUCCACCCCUACUUGGAGCCUGGGGCCACCUCUUCGGUACAUCCCUUGCAGUACUGGGUGACCAGGUGCCGAGAGGCCUUCACUCGCAAGAAGUUCGGGGAGGCCCAAGAAUCUCUGCGGCGUCUUCUGGCGGGUUUGCGUGUGGAUCAACGGCAGAUCGGAGAGGCCUUCAGGCGCUUCGACUCUGACGUCUCGGGCCACUUGGAUGCCAAGGAGUGCAAGAACAUGUGCGCCUACCUGGGCUGGGGCCUUGAGGAAGCCAGUCUCAUGGAUCUGGACAAGGAUGGCCGCAUCACGCUGCAGGACUUCCAGGGAUUCGUGGGCCGCAUGGGAGGUGUUCAGCAGCUCUUCGAGCACCGGCGGUUGAGGAUAUCCUCCAGCCGCAAGGACGUGUGCGAUCACGCCGGCCUUGCGGUGGGCAGCCGGGUGCGGGCCCACUUCUACUGCCACGGCCAAAAGUCGCAGUCCUGGCGCGAGGCCCAGGUCCUCGCGGUGGGCGUGGAGAAGCGGCCCCAAGGAUCCAUGGGCCCCGUGACCUACGGCGUGCUCCUCGAGUUCGGCUUCGGCUACUCGGAGAAGCAGAAGCGCUGGCGCGCAAGGCAGGUGGUGCCGCCCACCUGGGUCCUCAGCAGUGUAGAGGACGCCUCCGUGCAGAGCGCGCUGCGGGAGAUCGGGCUACUGGACGAGGAUCAGGCUUUUUGGGCCCUCCUGCUGCCAGAGUCGGAAAUGAGAGCAGUGGAACGCCUCACGGAUUGCCAGCGCAAGGCCUUGGCGGGGGUCCGCGCGCAAUGCACCGAGACCCAUGAGCAGCACCUGCCGAAGGUCCGGGAGCGCUUCGAGAAGCUGGGCUUCAAGGAGCGGGAGCUGGACACCACCCUGGGCUGGAUCCAGGACAUGGCGCCCAUUUGCAUCCACGUGGGCCUGGACCGCAUGGGCCACUUCAUGGAGUCCGACGAGUUCUACCGCAACCAGUUCGAGACGAAGACCUCCUGCGGGGCGCUGGAUCCGGAGAACAGAACCAGACAGAAUUGGGAGAAGGAACUCUUCGGCGGUGCUUACGACAACGCCAAGGGCUUCGACCGCUGCAAGUACGGGGCGUUGAACGUGAUGAAUGACUACCGAGGCGUCGUCAAAGCACGACAGUAUGGGGAUUCCUACCUGGUGCUCAAGGAUGUGCGCUUGCGCACCACCAUGUGCUCUACUGACUCGGGAGGUAUGAGGGCGAACCGCCUGGGGGUUUUGGACAAGUACGCCCACGUGCUGGCUGAGUACAACGAUCGCGAGCUGCAGGGCCUGGUGGAGGUGGCGAUGAGCGCGACGGCGCCCAGCGAGGUGCCGAUGGUGCUGCCAACGCCGCUGCGCGGCAGCACGGUGGACCCCACGACUGAGUGGGUGACCUUCGGCUAUCCGGACUUUGCCCAAGACUCGGGCCGCUGGUACUUUGAGGUGCUUCUGCAGAAGGACUGCAAGGCGCCGCAAGUGGGGCUGCUCAGUGAGCACUUCCAGCCGCGGCCAGGUGCCAAGAGCAGCCAAGGCGUGGGGGACGACGCGCACGGCUGGGCCGUGGACGGGCUCAGCGCCUCCCGGUGGCACGGGGGCAGCAAUGGCGCCUGGGGCCAGAUCUGGCCGUCCAGCGGCUCAGGAAAUGACAAGAUGCUGAAGAGCGAAGUCGUUGUGGGAGUUGCUGUGGACCUGGAUAACCGCCAAAUGUUCUUCGCCACUGAUGGCCAGUGGGACGAAGAGCCGACGUUUCAGGGGGAGGAGUUCCCACCGGCCGUGGCAGUGUAUCCAGCGCUGUCCUUCCAAGGAAAGGCCUCGUUUUGCUUCAGCCCCUUCCGCUUCACCGCGCCGGUGGGAUAUGGCCGCUGGCCCGGCAGCUCCGGCAUUGCGCCCGUGCACAUGCCCCGCAUCGGCCGAGGCCUCAGGUAG
This is a messenger RNA of Effrenium voratum, 2184 nucleotides long. The record is from the annotation of a GenBank genome assembly. Lineage: Eukaryota; Dinophyceae; Suessiales; Symbiodiniaceae.